Molecule: messenger RNA, 1381 nt
Organism: Trichobilharzia regenti
Lineage: Eukaryota; Metazoa; Platyhelminthes; Trematoda; Strigeidida; Schistosomatidae
Source: the annotation of a GenBank genome assembly
UAUGGAUGAGUGCAGAUUAUAUCAUCUGCCUAAUUUCAUUGUGAAUGCAAUUUUAUGAAAUAGCAUACGAAGAGUUUUCACCUCUUCAUUUAUAAAGAUAUUAAAAACACAGAAUCUUGAUUAUUGGUUGUAACCAAAGUUUGGUUUGCAGAAAGGUGUGUUUGACAGCACACGUCACUUUUAUUCGUAAGAUAACAUCAAUCCAGUAGUGAGUUGUUCGUUUUACAUUCCAAAGAAACUCUAAGUUGUAUAUCACAGUAUAGUUACGUUCAUCUUAGUGUAACAGAAAUUCUAUCUCCUUGUAUUGUAUUUAAUCAAAAUUACGAAAUAUUUGGUUUGUAUAGAUAGCUUGGGCUACUUCAACGGGAUACAUUUUUGUAUAUUUGUUAUAGACGACGUGAUUCUAGAUUAAUGAGACAUUUUCCCUCCUAACCUUUAUUUCUUUUCCACUAAGGAAUGUGAAUCAAAACUACGGGAUACUCAAACUCAGUGCGAGGUCUUGAAAAGCCAUCUCGAUUCUACGAGAAAUGAACGCGGGAAUUCUGCAUUUUCUGAGCUUGAAGAUCGACGCCGACGUGCUGAAAAACGGAUUGUUCGACAGCGCGAGAUGAUCAGUCAAUUGAAAGUAGAUUUGCAGCGUUUAAAGACAGAAAAUAGGCGUAAAUAUAAUGAUUAUGUUGCGAAAAUGAUGAAAAAAUAUACCAGUCAAGAUGGAAUAAAUAAAUUAUUAGCUGAAAGAGAGCGUUUACUCCAGGAGAAUGCAAGACUUAUGCAUGAAGUACAAAUAUUCGAAGAAAUGGAGUUGGAUGGGAACUGUGAAACUUUGAAGGUGGCAAUGGCAUUCAAUCUUGUGGAUAAAGGUCGCCAGGAGUUAAUAUCUACCCUAGUAAAUCGUUGUAGAAAUUUUAAAAAAACCUUUAACAUAACCGUAAAAAGGAAUACGAGAAUUCGUCAACGUUUGGUUGAUAUAGCUCUAGAGAAACUUAGACUGCAAGAUGAAAUAUGGCACUACACAGAUUUGAAUUCAUCUCUGUCUUCAGAAAUCAAAGAACUUCAAAGGAAACUAGCCAGUUUAAACAAUGAAAACCAUUGUAGUAAUGAAAAUGCCAAUAUUGGGAAUUUGGAACCAAAGAGAUUGCAUGGAUUGGAUUCAGAUAGAAUUCAUAAACUUUCUUUAAGAAAUCAAGAUCUUAAUAAAGUGGAGACGAAUAAAAUUGAAUCACAAGGAAAAGAAAGAGCGGAAGAAAAUACUUCAGGAAAAUUAUCCCUGAGAAAUGAUGCAGGUUCUACAACUACCACCAGUACUACCACUGCUGGUAUUAGUAGCAGGGACAUAAUUGCUCAAUGCAAAGAAGUACCACAGGAGUGUACAACUUCGUGA